Messenger RNA from Talaromyces atroroseus, 1500 nucleotides. RefSeq names its product NAD/NADP-dependent betaine aldehyde dehydrogenase. Gene Ontology annotation, molecular function: aldehyde dehydrogenase (NAD+) activity. The transcript has 2 exons. The coding region runs from base 1 to 1500 and encodes 499 amino acids. Lineage: Eukaryota; Fungi; Ascomycota; Eurotiomycetes; Eurotiales; Trichocomaceae. The record is from RefSeq and is a predicted model, not a curated record.
AUGGCCGUCUCCUACUCCGCGCGACAGCUCUACUACGGCGGCAAGACCCAAGCAGCCACCUCCAACAAGACCUUCCAGACCAUCGACCCAGCAACCGGCGCGCACAUCGCCGACAUCCACGAAGCAUCGCAGGCCGACGCUGACCGAGCAGUCCAGUCCGCCGAAAGGGCUUUCCCAGCAUGGGCCGCCACGCCUCCAGUCCAGCGUGCCCGCAUCCUGCAACGCGCCGCCCAGCUGCUGCGCGAACGCAAUGACGAGAUUGCCACUGCCGAGACACACGAUACCGGCAAGGCGUUUAGUGAAACCAGCGUUGUCGAUGUUGCGACAGGCGCCGACGUGCUCGAGUAUUUCGCCAAUCUGGUAGGCGGCGGGGGACUGAAUGGCGAGACCGCGCAGUUGAGGGAAGACGCAUGGGUUUAUACGAAGAAAGCGCCUUUGGGGGUGUGUGUUGGCAUUGGGGCUUGGAAUUAUCCUAUUCAGAUAGCCCUCUGGAAAUCGGCACCAUGUCUCGCGGCCGGCAACACGAUGGUCUAUAAACCCAGUGAAUUUACUUCUCUCCACGGCGAGACUCUCGCCAAGAUAUACACUGAAGCCGGUCUCCCCGCUGGUGUCUUCAAUGUCGUUCACGGCGCUGGCGACAUCGGCGCAUAUCUGACUUCCCACCCAUCCGUCGCCAAAGUAUCGUUCACAGGCCAGGUCUCCACGGGCAAAAGAGUGGCUGGCAAUGCCGCCGGCGGCAUGAAGUACGUCACAAUGGAACUCGGUGGGAAAUCGCCCUUAAUCAUCCUCCCGGACGCCGAUCUCGAAAACGCCGUUGACGGCGCCAUGAUGGCCAAUUUCUACAGCACGGGCCAGGUCUGCACCAACGGAACACGCGUGUUUGUGCCCAAGACGAUGAAGUCUGCAUUUGAAAAGCGGCUGGUGGAAAAAAUGCAAUUUGUUCGAGCCGGUCUCGCUAUGGAUCCAGCCACGAAUUUCGGCCCUCUUGUCUCGCGCAUACACCACCAGAAAGUCACGGGCUAUAUUCGGCAGGGCAUCGAGACGGACAAAGCGAAACUGCUCUAUGGCGGACCGGGACAGCCAGAGAACCUGCCCAAGGAACUCCAGCAUGGAUUUUGGGUGCAACCGACCAUCUUCACCGACUGCACAGACAGCAUGACGAUAGUGAAGGAAGAAAUCUUUGGUCCGGUACUUUCCAUCCUCACGUAUGAGAGCAUCGAGGAAGCGGUGCAGCGCGCAAACGCCACUGAACUGGGUCUUGCAGCGGGCGUGUUCACCUCGGAUCUGAACCUGGCGCAUCGCAUUAUUGACCAGUUGCAGGCGGGCAUUACGUGGGUGAAUUCGUGGGGCGAGUCACCGGCUGAGAUGAGCGUGGGCGGCUGGAAGCAGAGUGGUGUUGGGGUUGAGAAUGGGCGCAGGGGUAUUGAGGCUUGGGUGCGGAACAAGAGUACGCUGGUAGAUAUGAGCAAUGCGGUGGCCACUGCGUUCGCGAAGCUGUAA